Messenger RNA from Sordaria macrospora k-hell, 4080 nucleotides. RefSeq lists its product as uncharacterized. The record is from RefSeq and is a predicted model, not a curated record. Lineage: Eukaryota; Fungi; Ascomycota; Sordariomycetes; Sordariales; Sordariaceae.
AUGGCAUCCGGUAUUCCCAUGGGCGGCUUCCAGUUGGGGUCGACCCUCAACAGGAGACUUAGCAGGCUCUACAACGACACCAAGAAAUCCUCCGACUUCGUCAAGGAACCUGCACAACAUGCCGAGGCCGACCCCGAAAUCAAGUCCCUCCACCGCAAGCUCAAGAUCCAGAAGGACCGUCUUGUCAGCUGGGGCCUGGAAUGGUCUGACCCUACUCACUCCGCCGAGGUCUAUAUCGACUCCUCCCUCUCCAAGGCCGGCCUGAGCGAAGUCGUUGGAAGUAUCAUGUCCACUAUCAAGGACAUCCUAGCUGAAGCCGAGCCACUAUGGAACAGCUCCAAGCAGCUGACCGGUGAGAGCAACGAGCCAUAUCAACCACCCAAGCGAGGCGAGAAGAUCAGGUUGGUGGUGUGGGACAAGAGCCGCUUCGAGGACCUUAUCCGGGAUUUGACGACAUCCAUCGAUACUCUUUACGACCUGUCCAGGACGAGAUCUUCCUAUGCCCAGCACUCAUCCGCCGCCCGAGAGAGGCUUCAGAAGGCCGUCGCCUCUCCUUUUGAAGAGUAUCGUCCAUUCGAGUCUACCAGGAUCCAGACACCCCAGCAGAUCGAUCCUGCCACUCUCAUGAACCUACGAGAGAUGCAGGCUGUCCCCAUGACUGAGGCUGGAAACCCAGAGCAGGGGACAAGGGAUAUUGUCUUCAUGGGCAAGCAGGCUUAUGCUGAGCUGAUGGACCGAAUGGGCGCUCAUAUCCCCUAUGGACCUCUACUUCUGGAGUACGCGCCAUUCGAUUCGAUCUAUUCCAUCACGGGCAUAUCACCACCAAUGACACGGUUUGAGCGCUUGUCAUCCGGUCUUCAAUCUGAUCCCCAGCGUUCAUCCAAUUCGUGGGCUGGCCUACCCAGGUUGCUGGGUUAUUUUGAGGAUAUGGAGAACUCAAGGUUCGGCUUGGUCUACAGGUUUCCCCGGACCUUCAAUCCUGUCACCUACGAGAACCUUACCCAGAACCCAUUGUACUCCAUGUGCUCAUUGGGAGAUCUUCUCGCUCGUCCGGACUUUGAACCCAAGCUGGAAGCCAAGUUCCGUCUGGCUGCCAACCUGGCCAACACCAUCUUUGAUAUGCACGCCAGAGGCAUCACUCAUGGCAACCUGCUUAUUGACAACAUCUCCUUCUGCAAUGCCGUCAGCACCGAUCCAGAGAUCAGCGGGAUGAAUCAAGGCGAGGUGGACAUCAGACGACCUUUGAUCUCGUCGUUUGACCUAUUCUCAGAGCCACAAUCACAAGACGAACCUGAAUCCUUCACCCCUUAUAGACAUCCUUUGGAUCCAAAGAACAGCACCCAAAGCCCUCUCAACAACAAUGCUGAUUCCAAGACACUGGAUCUCUAUUCUCUGGCCAUGAUCCUCAUUUCCGUCGGUCUCUGGAACAAGCUGGAGAACAUCCUCCCGGAUGUUAAGAACCCAGUCGUCUCGGAUGCCAUUCUAGAUCAGCUGGCUACCCGAUGUGGCACCCUUUACAUGAAGGCCGUUCAGACUUGCUUAAAGGCGGUUGAUCAGGAGAUCGGGGGUCAACAUACAAUGGACGAGAUUGCUCGUCAUGUCGAGUUCAAGGCCAGCCGGUACCUGGAAGCAUGCUGCAUUCUGGAUGGCGUGAGCGCUCUGGAGGAGAGGUUGGGCGAUGACCUUGCACCUGCUCCGACUGUGCAGAUUCCAUCAGCACCAACCGCUUCUGGUUCAGGUUCCUCUAAGGAAACCAAAUCUGAGAAGUCCGCGGUUGAAACGCCCACUCCUACGGCCCGCAAGAGUGAAGAAGUAGAUCCUCCCAUUACUAGCAUCAUGGUGCCGGAUCCAGAGGCGGAAGUGCGGGCCAAAAUCCAAGCGCGCCAAGCCAGACACUCUUCAGCCAAAGAGAAGGCACGCCUCUACCCCCAAGUACCCUUGCCGCCCGAUGUUGUCGAAGAGUGGAACUCUGUUCUCAUGCCUGAGAUCAACUCGGCCCUCAAAACCUUCUAUCGCAAGAACCCGGAAUCCGUCGAGAUCUCCCUCGAAUCGAUCGGCGAGUCGCCAGCGCGUACUAAGCCUACCGUUCUGGUCGUCUGCACUUCAGUCAGCAAGGUUAGGGCUAUCCUGAAGAAGAAGCUAGGUGUUCUGUUCGAUGGAACAAGGUCGAGCCUCGGUCUCAAGGUAUGCAAGGGCCAGGUUCUCAGGUCACGAAAGCAGGUCAUCAAUAGGAGCAUGGCCAACCCCGAGGAUACUGGAGAUGUAAUUGCCGCCAACCCGUCAUACCAGCCAAAGCCACAGAAUGGGGCCAGUAUCGGGGCUUGGAUUGGCGAUCGGCACUUGCCGCCCGUCAGUUUGGGAGGACUAAUUGUUGUGGACGACAAGGCCUAUGGAAUGACGGUCCACCACAUGCUGGAUGACCCCGAGGACAACCAAGCCACUGAUGAUAAUACGAGGAGUAUGGCAGGCGGAGGCCUUAACGAUCUAGCCGCAUGGUACGCUCAACAGUACUCAAACACCGACGAAUCCUCUCCCGACAAUAGCGAAAACGGUGACUACGCUUGCGAAUUCUCCGACACCGAUUCCGAAGCCUACUCCGAAUCAGCCAUAACCAGCGAAGCUUCCGACGACGACGACUACUACGAAGAAGAGGAGCAGUUCACCGAACCUGGCGACAUCCCAGGCAUUGAACCUGGGUGCGGCGAAGGCUUCAUCAUCACGCAACCGGCCCUCGACGACGUAGCCAGCGACUUCUACCCCUCCGCUGAAGAUAAAGAUCAAGACCACCUCGACACCUUCCGGGUUGGGGAGAUGUACGCCUCCAGCGGUAUUCGGCGCCGGAAAGAAAAUGGGCUCGUGCACGAAAUCGACUGGGCUCUGUUCGAGUUUGAAGACGAUCGCCAACCCUCUGAUAACUUUAUCCCCAAGGCAUCUGCCCCUUCCUCGGGUAAAAAGGGAAAGGCACACCAACGCAUUCAAAGCAUUCCCCCGGACCAAAUCCCAACAAUCCUCCCAACCUCGAUCGCCCCCUCACACACUCUUCCCGGUCUCCAAGUUCAGUGCAUGGCCCGCACCUCGGGCCUUCAAAUAGGCACCAUUAUGUCCGCCCUCACCUCGGUGAAAAUUCUCGGCCGCGUGUCUCCCAGUCACACUUACCAAGUCUCAGGUACUCCCUCCCUCGGUCUCGUACCCAACCGCCCCAAUCGACCCUCCGGAUCCGGCGACCAAACGAUCAACUCUCGUCGCCAGCCGCUUCCGAUGGGAAUUCCCGGUGACUCCGGAGCCUGGGUAGUACAAAGAGACGGAGGUAGUGUCUGCGGCCACGUCCUCGCCUGGAGUAGCAGGAAGAGGGUUGCCUACAUCUGUCCCAUGGAGAUUCUAGUGAGGGAUAUCGCCGAGGUUUUGGAAGCAGAGGAGAUCAGGUUGCCAGGUCCUACCGGCGCAAUUAUAUACCAGGCCUACGACGAAAGGACCCCUGGAGUGAGCAGACAGGCUAGCAAGACCAGUACGCGGACGGUUGGAAGCGGUGAUGUGUAUGGAGGAGGGAACAUGAGCAGGCAGACUAGCGCGGCGAGUGCGCGCACGUACAUCGGCCGUCAACAGGAUUUUGGGUCAUCGGGACUGGGUAGGACUUUCUCAAGGGGGAGUGCCUUUUCCGGCAUCGGACCCCCAGGGUAUGAUGAUUACCCUGUGGACGAAAACACAAACAUGUCUGAACGCCAGUCAAGCGUUCGACGCCUACAGAAACAAGUAGAAGAGGAAUACCUCCCCUCAUACAGCGAGCUGAAACAAGCUCAAGCCCAAGCGGCGACUGCUCAGGCGGAGAGAAGAGGGACAGCAGGAAACAACAAAAUCAACAGCAACGAUGAUGAUAACAACGGACACGACGAGGGGGUAGAGGAUUUGGAGCAUGAUUUUAAGGAUCUUCGUUUGGAAGCUGCGGCUCUAGAGGGCGCGAUGCCGUACUGGGUGGAGCGUGGGGGGGGACUGGUAUUGCCUGAGAUUUUGGAUCUGCGGAACUGUGGAAGUUGGAUAUACAGUCAGAAGAUGCUUACUUAUUUUUCAUGUUUGAUAACCUAA